Abrus precatorius (Indian licorice) is the source of this 5878-nucleotide messenger RNA. RefSeq lists its product as uncharacterized. The transcript has 14 exons. The record is from RefSeq and is a predicted model, not a curated record. Gene Ontology annotation, molecular function: zinc ion binding. The coding region runs from base 407 to 5320 and encodes 1637 amino acids. NCBI's taxonomy places the organism in Eukaryota, Viridiplantae, Streptophyta, Magnoliopsida, Fabales, Fabaceae.
AGGUCUUUCUUUCUGUGCUGGGCACAUCAAAACAUUCAAGAGCGUGAGAGAUUUAGUAUCCGUUUGAACUUAUUCAUUCCACUCGCCACUGACCGAUUCACCGAUCUCAUCAAUUCCCACCUGAUUCUUGGGUUUGAAACCAAAGUUAAUUUUUAAUGCAAAUAAUAAUUCAUAUAAAGGAUUGUCGCAUGGCAUGAUCGCACUUUGUUUCAUCGUUUAUCCCUUCUGGAUUUUCUGCUUCAUUUUGUGGGUCCGUGUUUUUUAUAUAAAAAAUUAAAUUUUUUUGCCAUUUUAUUUUUGUGGUUGGGUUGAAGGGAUGUUGGACUUUAGGGAAGGUUCCAGUGUAAAGGGGUUACUAUUUGGGUUCUGGGGUUUGGGUUAGGGCUUAAUUCUGUGGGUGGUCGAGAUGCAAGCCAAUACUGAGUUCGAGGAAGGAGAGGCUUUCUGUUAUAAGGACGAUGACGACCACAUUGACCUUGAUUCUCUAUCUUACAUUGAUGAGAGGAUUCAGCAUGUUCUGGGUCAUUUUCAAAAGGACUUUGAAGGUGGUAUUUGUGCUGAGCGUUUGGGUGCUAAAUUUGGUGACUAUGGCUCCUUCUUACCUACAUAUGAAUGCUCUCCUCCUUUUCGAUCUUGUCCAAAGACUACACAAAAACACUACAGUUCACCGAAACCUCCUAGCAAUCUCCACAUGGUGGCUGCAUUUCAUCACUCAAAAGCAUCUUCAAAUAUGCCUUCUUCUAUGAGGCUUAGAACUGCUUCCCAUAAUGCUCAUCCAUUUCAUAACUUAAGGGUACCUUCGAUAGAUAACUCAGCAAAGAAGAACACAAGAAUUUCUUCCAAUGAAGAAAUGGAGAAGUGCACUUUGAAAGCUCAUUCUGAAAAUAAGUCAGGAAGUUUGACUGACCAAAGAACACUGAAGUUGCGAAUCAAAGUGAAAUCAGAUAUCUUAGCAAAAAAGAAUGCAGCAAUUUACAGUGGUAUCGGACUUGAUAACUCUCCAUCUUCAUCAAUGGGGAACAGCCUUGAGGAAAGUGAAGACAUGCCGCCUGUAUCUCAAGAGACCCCUGAAGAAUCUCCCACAAGCAUGGUUCAGGUUAUGACAUCCUUUGCUAUCCCUGGAGGUGUGCUAAUAUCACCUCUACAUGACAGACCGCUCUACUUGAUAAGAAAGGAUAAAGUUCUUGUAGACAGCAGACAUGUGUCUUCUCUUAAUGGUCAUGAAGAGCAUUAUUCCAUGUCUACUGAUGAAUCAGAUUCUCUUGUGGGGGAUAGACAUAUGUCAAAGAAAAGGAAAGUGACAUCGGUGGACCAAAGUGAGAAACAGCACAUGGAUGUUAACUGUUCUGAGAAUGAUAUGGCAUUACAUAUGAAGAAAAGAUUUGGAAAUAGAACUCCAGAUCGUAAGGACUUUCUCUCUAAUGACUUGAAAUGUACACCUCUGUCAAGUUCAAUUUGUGAUGUUGGUGAAACAACUGAAGUUCAGUGUAAGGCUUUCGAAGUCUCCAAGGGGGUCAAUAAAGAUGGGGUGGAAUGUAGAAUGGUUUUAAGUGAAGCAGCGAAGGAGGAUUCACUGGAGUCAAUAUCUGGUCAGGAUUUUAACAAGAUUCAGAAGCAAAAUACAGGAAAUAGCUUCGUGAAAAUAGUUAUGGAUCAUAAACCGGAAACUACCCAAAAUAAUAAUUCUACUGAUCCUAAGAAUAACAUCAGGUGUAAUGUUUUUGCAAUUUCAAAAAAGGUUAAGCGUGAUGCAGUGAAAUGUAAGGUGGAUCAAGAUACUCAGAAGUGUGAAACUAAUCAGAAAGGAAAGGUAAAAUCUGAGAGCAAGAAUAAGUCAAAAGGUGAACGAAAUCCUGGAAAAGUUAUGACUGCAGCAGAAAAAGAUAGCGUGGGUACUAGUUAUCAUACAGUGGUAACUGAUGGAAAGAGUGCUGGCUUUGGUAUUAUUUCUGGUCAAAGUAAAAUGAAUAAAAUAAAGUCACUGAAGGAUAAUAAGGUCAGACAACGUGGCACAGAUUCAUUGAAUGGAAAAAAUUCAGAAUGGAAAGUUGAUGCAAUAGAUGAAACAGAUGGGCCUCCUCUUAGUAAGGUUACUAUAAAUGCUAACCUUGACAAUGUUGAAGCAAAGAGUGCAUACAAGGUUAAAGUAAAGGAAAAGCUAAGUGACAAUAAAGUGGUUAAUCAGUUGUUAGCUGAGUCAUGCGUAAAAGAUGCUCCGGGUGCAUUUGCUAUUGCUGAAAAUAAACCAACUUCUGAGGUGGUUCCACCAUCAGCAGCAGCUGCACCUCAACUUAUUGAAGAAGAUUGGGUAUGCUGUGACAGUUGCCAAAAAUGGCGGCUUCUACCUAUGGGUUUAAAGCCAGAGCAGCUUCCAGAGAAAUGGUUGUGUAGCAUGCUAUAUUGGCUCCCUGGAAUGAAUCGGUGUAACAUCAGUGAGGAAGAGACAACAAAAGCACUUUAUGCCUUAUAUCAAAUGCCUAUUACUGAGGGCCAAAAUAACAUGCAAAGUAAUGCCACCAGACCUGAAACCAGAGUGAGAUCUGUUGAUGCUCUGCAGCUUGGCCUGAAUUACAAAAAGUCCAGUUCUGAUGGAAUGUUUGAUCAACAAGGAAAGAAGAAACUUGGUAUUAAGGGAAAGGCAAAGACAGGAAUCAAUAACAACAUUCAUCAAUUUUCAAACACUGAAAAGAACAAUGCUCUAGACUCUGUAAAAAAUAGAAGCUUGAUUAACAUGAAUCAGAAGCGUGCAGACUCAAACUGUGUGAAGAAAUCUAGUUCUAAACAUUUGAGUAAGUUGAAAAAUUUGAUAGAAGAGAAAAACACACGUAAAGAGAAAGAAAAGCAAAUGAAUGGAGGUGACAGGAAUUCUGUUAAGUUGAAACUUAAAAUGGAGGCUAAUGAAUACAGAUCUGAAACUUCAAAGAAAUCUAAGACUGAAGAUGUUUGCCAUGCUGAUAAACAACUGAAUUCUGACAUGGAAUUUGAAAAGAAGGAUCUAAAUUCAAGAAAUGGUUUUUCAAGAAAGUCCAGUGGGAAGGAUACGAGGAAAUAUGAUGAUUAUUGUUUGCCUGACAAUCUACAGGACAAGCUGGUAGUUCCAGUAAAGAAAAGAGACCAGGCACAAUUUUCGUCAGAUGAUGGUUCAUUAGAUGCAACUAACUGUACCAAAAAUAGUUUGAUUAAGAAAAGGAAAUUGCGAGACUGGCUCAGUAAUGAGAGACAUAACAAUGCAUUGUCCAUAGAAGGUGACAAGCAAUGUGGGGAGGAGGGCGAAGUAAGUGGAUUUAUGAAGGAGAAGAAGUAUAUAGUUUUGAAUACUAAGGCAAAAUCAGUAACUGAAGGUGAUGAUGAAUUGAGUGGAGAAAGUGGAAUGAAGCAAGGUUUCUUGUCAGACAGCAGGGACCAAAUGACUGUUGGGACAGAGGUGAAAAGUGUUGAUAAGGCCUGGCAGCCAAGGAAGCACCAGAAAAAUGUUACUUCUUACCAAGCUUUGGAUUCAUUGGGGAAGGAUUUGGGCUCUGGACAAAUUUCAUUGGCAGCAACUUCUAGCUCUUCUAAGGUUUCAGGGUCUCAUAAAGCUAGAACUAACCUUGAAGAUGUGAGAGGCUCACCAGUUGAAUCUGUUACCUCGACACCUUUGAGGACUUCCAACUUGGACAGGCGUAGUUUGGCAACCGGGCACAUAUCAGAAAAAAAUGGUGCUAGAAAAGGUGGUCUCUUGUCAAUGAGUUCCAAAAAAAGUUUGGAUAACAGGGAGGGAAAGUUAUCACUGAAACUGAAGGAUAAGAGGGUUUCAUAUAGCCUAUAUCCUACACAACAUGGUCAUUGUGGCAAUGGUUUGCAUCAUGAGGAGAAAGUGAGCAAGAUUAAUCAGGAAAAUGCACUUUCUUGGCAGAAAUCUGGUAAGAUUACAUCAUUACGGGUUAAGGAAAAGGGCAGAAGUUCUGGUCCUGAGGUUAAUAGGGAUAAAGUGAAGGUUUCAGCUUCUGAUAAUGGUUUUUCCAAAAACGGUGAGAGUUAUGAGUCAGCAGGUGAUGCUAGUCAUCACGUUUCUGGUACUGAGACAAGAAAUGAAAUUAAAAAAGGUUCUCCAAAGUUCAACCUUCGCGAGAAAAAUUCAAGGCAUUUGUCAAAAGAAACUGGUAAACAAACUGAGCUAAAACAAAAAGAUUCAGCAAAUUCAGUUCUGAAAGCAGAUGCUCCAUGUAGCACUAACAGAAAGAUUAUCUCUCAGCAGAACCUAAGUCAGAACUUUAAGGAAGAAAACAAAGCUAAUCCGGUAUACACUGGAUCAAGAGAUGGGAAAACUAAAGUUUUCUCAUCUUCAGAGGGUGAAGCAAAAAGGGAAACAUUGUAUGUAGGUUCCAGAAUUGCACCUGGAUCGCAGAAGGGAGAUAUGUCUAAUGGGCAUCCAGCUCAUGCAUCUGGCAAUGGUGAUGUCACCAAGUUAGUGAGAAAUUCAGUUGAUAUUAGUUGCAAUGUUGGAGUUAAUUGCAUUUCAGGAAGUUACGCACCUGAUGGACAGCUCAGUGAGUCAAGUCCCUCGACUACAUAUUCUGGCCAAACUGCCUUUAGCAUUCUGGAAGAAGCCAAAAAACUAAAAGAUUCCGCAGAUCAUUAUAAGAACUCUGGGUUUGAGUUUGAAAGUAAUGAGACUUAUUUUAAAGCUGCCUUGAAGUUUCUGCAUGGAGCAUCACUUCUAGAAAAUUGUCACAGCGAGGGUAGCAAGCACAGAGAGACGAAUCAAAUGCAAAUAUAUGCUACUACUGCUAAACUUUUUGAAUCCUGUGCCCGUAAAUAUGAAAGACGCCAAGAAAUGGCUGCAGCUGCUUUGGCAUAUAAAUGCAUGGAGGUGGUAUACAUGAGACUGGUUUACUGUAAACAUUCUAGCAUAAACAAGGAUUGGCAUGGGUUGCAAUCAACUCUACAAAUGAUUUCUCAAGGUGAAUCUCCUUCAUCUUCUGCAUCUGACAUUGAUAAUUUAAAUAACCUGGCGGUACUGGAUAAGGCUACUUUGAAAAGGGGUACUAAUACUCAUGUUGCAAAUAAUCAAGUCUUAUCUGCUCAAAAUUGCCCAAAUAUUGUCAGACUUCUCAAUUUUACUCAAGACAUAAGUUUUGCAAUGGAGGCUUCUAGAAAAUGCCAGAGCACUUUCAUGGCUGCCAAUUUGAUCAUGGAAGAGGCACAGAAUAGGGAUUGCAUAACUUUGAUUAGGAAGGUUGUUGAUUUCAACUUCCAAGAUGUAGAUGAGCUUGCACAUCUGGUUUUGAUUGCAACAAAAGCAAUAACUCAUGCUGGUCUAGGUGGUGUUAGAGAUUAACUCAAUACUGUAUAUAAUGUGUAAUUGUUCAGGUUCUUCUUAAUGUGAAUAGGGGCACAAUUCUCUCACCCUCAAAUUUUAUGGGUUAGAAAGAGGGAAGUGAUUCCCUCUUGUUAAGUGACAGAGGAUGGAUAACAUGUAAUCGUUCAGUGCUACAUUCUUUGCUCCAAUAAUUUGGAGCCUCAGAAAAAUGAAAAUAGAACCAGCAAAUGUUAGGCAACCAGUUUUGAGGUCUUUGGAUACUGAUAUAGUCAUAACCAGUUUAAGUAACACCUGUUUUCCUGUUAUCAUAGUGAAGUUAUGAAUAGUUAGAAAUGCUUGCAGAAAGGUUUCUUUUGUGUCUCAUUGGUACAAACCUAUACAUUGGUCAUGCCAACUUUUGGAAUAAAGUAUUCACAGAUAUCCAGGGAAGGUGCUUUGUGAGGAAUAUUAGCUGGUAAUGCAUUCUAUGCUUGAUCAAGGCUUGCAAGUUGAAGGCUUUGUCCCCUAUGCCCCUAUCUGAGUAUAUUGAUAUCUCUAUCAAUUCUGCUUCUUUACAUUGUCUCGCAUACUGAGACA